AUGGCGGCUUUUUCUCGCUUCGGCUUCUUAGCCGUUGCCAUCAUCUUUCAUCUGGCCUACAUCUAUUCCAUCUUUGACAUUUACUUUGUCAGCCCAAUCGUCACAGGCAUGCGCCUCCAUGGCGUAGAGCGCGCGCCCUCCGUCAAGGCUCCUGCCGAUAGACUGGUCCUUUUUGUUGGUGAUGGUCUGCGUGCAGACAAGGCCUUCCAGUCCUUCCCCGAACCCUACCCCCAGACCGAAGCCGACCUCGUUCCUCGACCACUCGCUCCAUUUAUCCGCUCCAAAGUCCUCAACGAGGGUACCUUUGGCGUGUCUCACACCCGCGUGCCUACUGAGUCUCGUCCUGGCCAUGUCGCAUUGAUCGCCGGCUUGUACGAGGACGUCUCGGCUGUCGCAACUGGCUGGAAGAUGAACCCUGUCCACUUUGACAGCGUCUUCAACCGCAGUCGUCAUACUUGGAGCUGGGGAAGCCCCGAUAUUGUCCCCAUGUUCGAGACUGGCGCAGUUCCUGGCCGAGUAGACGCCUUUGCCUACGAAGCCGAGCUCGAGGAUUUUUCCAAAGACGCCACCAUCCUGGAUUACUGGGUGUUUGACCAUGUCAGGGAUUUCUUUGCCGAGGCAGCGACCAACAAAGAACUAGAUACGGCGCUGCGACAGGACAAGAUUGUCUUCUUCCUCCACCUCCUUGGUAUCGAUACCACCGGACAUUCUUAUCGCCCGUACUCCAAGGAAUACCUUCACAACAUCCAGGUUGUCGACCAAGGUGUCAAGGAAAUGACUGAACUCAUUGACAAAUUCUACGGUGACGACAGGACUGCCUACAUUUUUACGGCUGACCAUGGUAUGAGCGACUGGGGUAGCCACGGAGACGGCCAUCCCGACAACACUCGCACGCCUUUGGUGGCUUGGGGCUCUGGUGUCGCUGGUCCGGAGAAGCACGCCAACACUGUUGCGCCCGGCCACGACGAAUUUUCCGCAGACUGGGGUUUCGAUCAGAUCCGUCGCCACGAUGUUUCCCAAGCAGAUAUCGCUGCGCUCAUGGCCCAUUUAACUGGUCUAGACUUCCCUGCCAACUCUGUCGGUGAGCUCCCGCUCUCCUACCUUGCCGCCACAAACAAGGAAAAGGCCGAAGCAUCGCUUGUCAAUGCCCAAGGCAUUUUGGAAAUGUACCGUGUCAAGGAAACCAAGAAGAUGGCAACCGAGCUUCGGUUCCGUCCCUACAGCCCCUUCAACGAUGAGAAUGCCAGUCCUGACCAGCGCAUUAAUGCGAUCAAGGCUCUCAUUGAGAGCCAAAAGUACGAAGAGGCCAUCGAGGAGACGGAUGCCUUGAUCAAAGUCACACUUCAGGGUCUGCGCUAUCUCCAGACCUACGAUUGGCUGUUCCUGCGCGCGCUCAUCACCAUCGGUUACCUGGGCUGGAUGGCGUACGCCAUCACCACCGUUGUUGAUCUCUUUGUCGUGGGCCAAAAGUUCAAGCCCCAGCGCUCUGCCAUUGGCCUUGUAUUUUUCUCAUCGGUGCUGGUCACCUUGUACGCCUCAUUCAUCAUCUCCCAGUCCUCCAUGACGUACUAUCUCUACGCCAUCUUCCCCGUCGUCUUCUGGGAAGAAGUCUUUGCCUGCCGCCAGAGCCUUGCCGAGGGACGCAAAAUUCUCUUUUCCCACAUCAAGUCUGCGAGCGCCAUGCUUAGCUUUGGCCUCUACGUCGUCAUCUACGUCGGUGUUAUCGAGGGUCUCGCGCUCGGCUACAUUCACCGCGAAGUCUUUACCGGGCUCUAUGUCCUCGGUGCCCUCUGGCCCUUGCUGUAUGGCAUCUCCUUUCUCCAAAAGAACGCGACUCUGUGUGCCACCUGGAUCUUGUCUUGUCUCGUCAUGAGUACAUUUACCCUGCUUCCUGCUAACAAGACGGAUAAUGUUCCCUUGAUCCUAGCUGGUGGCGUUUCCAUGGUCAUCAUUGGUGUCUUGUAUCUGUCAUUUGAAGAUACAGUCUUGUCUGAUUUUAGCAAGCCCGCUGCCGGCAGCAAGAGCUUGAGCAACCCUCUGAGCCGCACCUUGAUGGGGGCGCAGAUUGGCUUGACCAUUCUGGCCAUGGUUGUGACUCGUUCAAGCGCACUCUCGCUUGCCGCAAAGACGGGUCUUCCUGUCGGCAACCAGGUAGUCGGAUGGACAGUUUUGAUCCUCUCGUUGUUGAUGCCCUUUGCGCACCGACUGCAGCCCAACAGCAACUAUAUGCAUCGCCUGAUGCUGAUUUUCCUGACCUGCUCACCCACCUUUGUCAUUUUGACCAUUUCAUACGAGGGUCUGUUUUACGUGGCUUUCUGCAUCACGCUAGUCGCCUGGGUCCGUCUCGAAUACUCUGUCGAGGUCUCUCGGCGAUCCUCGCCCAACACCAAGGACGCGGCCAAGAUUGAGCGGGACGGCUUGCAAUUCCGCGCACUGCGACUCUCUGACGCCCGCAUCGCGCUCUUCUUCCUCGCCCUGCUCCAGUCGGCCUUUUUCAGCACCGGCAACGUUGCCUCCAUCUCGUCCUUUAGCCUGGACAGCGUCAACCGCCUGCUGCCCGUCUUUGACCCCUUUUCGCAGGGCGCGCUUCUCAUCUUCAAGCUCAUGGUGCCCUUUGCGCUCAUCUCGGCCAAUCUGGGCGUGCUCAACAUUCGCCUCGGCGUCGCGCCAUCGGCGCUCUUCAUGAUUGUCAUGGCCAUCAGCGACAUCCUCACUCUCUACUUCUUCUGGGUCGUCAAGGACGAGGGCUCAUGGCUCGAGAUUGGCUCGACGAUCAGCCACUUUGCCAUUGCCAGCUUGCUGUGCGUCUUUGUUGCCGCCCUGGAGGCUGUAAGUGCGUUGUUUGUCUCGGGUGUCCAGGUCGGUGACCACGUCAAGGGACAAGCCCAAGUACCUGAGACGCCAGCCAAGACGGCAGGCUCCAACGGCCAUGCCUCUGCCAAGAAGAGCAACAAGAAGAAGAACUAA
Messenger RNA from Akanthomyces muscarius, 2967 nucleotides. RefSeq lists its product as uncharacterized. Gene Ontology annotation, cellular component: endoplasmic reticulum membrane. Gene Ontology annotation, molecular function: mannose-ethanolamine phosphotransferase activity. The record is from RefSeq and is a predicted model, not a curated record. Gene Ontology annotation, biological process: GPI anchor biosynthetic process. The transcript has 2 exons. NCBI's taxonomy places the organism in Eukaryota, Fungi, Ascomycota, Sordariomycetes, Hypocreales, Cordycipitaceae. The coding region runs from base 1 to 2967 and encodes 988 amino acids.